This is a messenger RNA of Pyricularia grisea, 1131 nucleotides long. RefSeq lists its product as uncharacterized. The transcript has 5 exons. Gene Ontology annotation, molecular function: protein disulfide isomerase activity. Gene Ontology annotation, cellular component: endoplasmic reticulum. The record is from RefSeq and is a predicted model, not a curated record. The coding region runs from base 1 to 1131 and encodes 376 amino acids. Gene Ontology annotation, biological process: response to endoplasmic reticulum stress; protein folding. Lineage: Eukaryota; Fungi; Ascomycota; Sordariomycetes; Magnaporthales; Pyriculariaceae.
AUGAAGUUGACGACAGAAUUACAACUUAUCCUAGCUCUGGCAGCCGAUGCUGUUUUUGGCUGGACCCACGCCAGCGAGGCGAGCUUGAGAAAAGCUCUGCGAUCCAAUGAUUACACCUUGGUAGCUUUUGUUGACCUGACUGAUGUCGCCCCCGCCGACAGAGAUGCGAGCAAAUCGCUAGAACCGCAAUGGAUCAAAAUACAAACAACAGAACGUGAUAACAACGUGGUCAGCUUUGAUUGCGGCGCAAAGAGGAAGAUUUGCGACGAGCUGGACGUUGUUUCGUAUCCAGCUAUUCGGUUAUACCACCAAGAUGGCAGGAUGGACAGGUUUCGAGGGCCGAGGACGGCGUCAGAGAUCGUCCCAUUCCUCCGCCGAGCCCUCCGCCCGACAGUCUCGACGCUCACCGACAAAAACAUGACUUCUUUCGUAGGAGUCGACGAUGUUGUCUUCGUCGCAUACCUUGAAAAAGGCGACGAGUCCCUCGAACGCCGCUUCCUCGCUCAGGCCUCUGGGCUCCGAGACCGAUACUCGUUCGCAAUCGGCCCGUCGCCCGAACCGGGACUGCAGUCUACCGUGGCCUGUUACAACAACCGCGAGGGGGAGCAGCGUGUACAUGCUGACUUUGAUGAUGUUUCUUCGCUGCAGAGCUUCAUCGAGGUUUGCGCCACACCGAGCAUUCACGAGAUGAACAGGCGGAACGAGCUACAGCUCAUGCAGUCGGGCAAGAGUCUUGUCAACUACGUCUUCGCCACAGACGAAGACCGCGCAAACUACAUCGAGGUCAUGAGACCACUGGCCAAGAAGUACACCGACUACCUAAUCUUUACCACAAUAAACGCCGAGGAGUACCCAGACUUUGGGCCCGGCCUCGGCCUCGGCCAGGGCACGGGUGUCUCGGUCAUGAACCCCGCAAACGGGGACGUCUUCCCGUACCUUCGACCGGAGCGCAUCUCUGCGCUCUCCAUCGAGGAGUUCCUCAUCGACAUCAUCAACGGCAAGGUCAAGCCGUGGGGCGCAGAGGACCAGAAACAGCAGGUCGUCAAUGGCGGGUUUCAGGGAAGGGCGGCUGGGUCGGGCAAAGCUGCGUCCUCGACGGCGCAUGGGACAAGGAUGCACGAAGAGCUGUGA